This is a messenger RNA of Perkinsus marinus ATCC 50983, 1335 nucleotides long. RefSeq lists its product as hypothetical. Bases 1 to 1335 code for a protein of 444 amino acids. The record is from RefSeq and is a predicted model, not a curated record. The transcript has a single exon. Lineage: Eukaryota; Perkinsozoa; Perkinsida; Perkinsidae.
AUGCGAAUGAGGAGCGGUCUCAAGUUUGCGCGUAUGGAAAGUCUGCGAGCACUAAGAGCUUCAGCUAUUAAUGAAGUCACGUCCCGGAAGAAAGAGGUCGCGGAGCUUGCUGAGGGCUGGGAACAACUGAAAGGGAAAACUAACAACGCGGCUACUCUACAGAAAGCUUAUAAGCAACGCCAGUACCGGAGUAGAUCAUGCAUUGAUCAUGUCAUAGAAAUACCAGUGGAAAAGAACCGACGAGGCACAUGGGCUUCGGCCGACAUCGCUCGGAGAGAGAGCGCAGUGGUUGGCGGGCACUUCCUCACUGAUUUGCCGUUAGACAGGAACCGAAGACAGAGCUGGCUUGCUCGCGCUCAACAUUCUCUCGAGCUCGGGAUCUUGCCGGACUCUGAUUUGGAUGAGGCGAACCGAAACGAUGACCCGAUGUCUCCUGAAGUUCAUACAAUCCUUUUUCCGGGUCAUGCAAUUACCGACGUUCCACGAGAUAAGACGAUCCGCAAUGAGUGGAUCGGCAGAGUCGACGAACAUGCCAUGGAUUCAGCCAUUAAUAUGAUGUCUGCGGGGACCGAUGGUACGGAUAAUGCUAUACCAGAAGCCAUGGUUGAAGGUGAAGUGCACCAUGAAGGUGCAUUAGAUGAUGACGAGAGUAGCGACAGCGGCACCGAGAGCGAGUCGAAGAUCCGUCGCAGCAAAACCGGUAUCAGGCUGAGGGCCUUCUCAAAAAGAAAGGCACGGUUCGCGUCUGGAUCAAGACAGCAAAGACUUACUGGUUACCGACUGAAGCAGAAGUUGGAAAUGUUCCAAACACCGCUGUGGGCGAGCGUUCCCUGUAUGAGAGAUGUAUCAUCUGAUGUCUACCCUUGGCAAGCUUGUGACUACUGCGGGCAAGGGAGUGACGACGAGGGCGGGGAGAAGGAUGAUGAGCAUGAUAUAGAGAAGAUGUCGGCUCUGUUCCUCCUUGGGGAUACAGCGUCGUCCUCACAGACACGACUGAGAAGGGCACGGGAGCAUCUUCGAGCGGUGAUGAUGCGAAAAGCUGUUAACAGCCAUGACAUUGUAGACAAGGCCAGUCUGGAAAAAGCUAAGCGAGAGAGAGCCCUGGUGUCGAGUAAAAGCAUUGGCAGCCGCUCCCACAGCUACCAUAGUGCUACAGAAGCUACGAGGAAGGGCCAUCUGAACACUUCGGAGGAGCCAGUUCUGCAGAUAUUGCAACGUAGUGCUGAUUUGAAGCACAGAGUGAUGGCUGAAUAUGAAAGCUCCCAGAGUAUCUUCACCUUCCGCACCUUCCGCACUACUACUGCUGGGGGAAAGUUCGGCGACUUUGAAUUAUGA